AUGGGCACUAACAAGGAACGAAUCAAACACUUGGAGUCCGGACUUGGUACAGUUCAAGAAGGACUUCAGCGGAUGGAGGAAGCUCUCACUAGACUCUCAAAUGUUUUGCUCACCAAUCCGGAAUCCUCAAAUCAUGGCCAUCACCACCGAGACAACCAAGAGGGAGGUAGACCGAUCGUUUCGUCAAAAUCAGCCAAGCUAGAAUUUCCACGCUUCUCUGGAGAAGACCCGACAGAGUGGUUCAACCGAGUGGAACAAUUUUUCGAAUACCAGGGCACUGCAGAAAACCAAAAGGUUUUCAUGGCUGCUUAUCAUCUAGAAGGGGAAGCCAACCAGUGGUGGCAGUGGCUUCGAAGAACGUUACAGGAAGAUGGACGAGCGAUUCCAUGGGAACAAUUCGAAGAGGAAUUAUGGGCUCGCUUUGGACCAUCAGGAUGUGAGGACUUUGAUGAAGCACUCUCAAGGAUCAGACAGCUAGGAACGUUGAGAGAUUAUCAACGUGAAUUUGAGAAGCUGGGCAACACGAUGCGUGGAUGGACGCAGAAGGCGUUGGUGGGAACAUUCAUGAAGGCGGAAAUUUCUGAUGGGGUCCGGAUGUUCAAACCGCAAUCCCUCAAGGAGGCUAUUAAUCUAGCACUUAUGAGAGAUGAGCAGCUCACAAGACAGCGGCGGUUCAUGCGACCACCACCUACAAGAGUUCCACUAGCUCUCCCACAAACCAAUCGGGUAGCUUCUGUUACCUCGUCAACUCCAUUCAGGCAUUUAUCAUGGGACGAGAUGCAGAAGAGAAGAGUGCAAGGUCUCUGUUUUAACUGCAAUGAACGAUUUACAACUGGGCAUAAAUGCCAAAAACCCCAGCUAUUACUCUUGGAGGGCUACGCGGACGCAGGUAAUGUGAUCUGUGAGGACAUCACUGAUCAACAUACGGUGGAAAUUGACCAAGGGGGAGACACGGGAGAAGUGCAAGAACCAGAACUGGAACCUGAAAUCAUGCUCCACGCAUUGACGGGAUGGACCACCCCAAGAACAAUGCGUAUAACUGCAACUAUGGGCUCCCGCGAAGUAAUGGUGCUGAUCGACAGUGGAUCCAUGCAUAACUUCAUCAGUGAUCGCUUGGCAAACUCACUGCGUCUACCAGUGGUGCCAACAGAACCGUUCAUCGUUCGAGUUGCUAAUGGCGAACAACUAACAUGUCAAGGACGAUUCAAUGAGGUAUUGGUGAAUUUACAAGGCAUUGAGUUUUACCUCACCCUUUUCUCUCUACCUUUAUCAGGUCUUGAUCUAGUGUUGGGCAUUCAAUGGUUGGAAAUGUUGGGUUCCGUGGUAUGUAAUUGGAAGAAGUUAACCAUGGACUUCAACUGGAAUAAGCAAGCCCGCAGAUUGCAAGGAUUGGACGAACAAGCUGUUCAAGAGGCUACAUUAAAAGAAAUGUCAAAAGAAUGCCGAAUGGGCCAUACGUUGUUUGCACUAUGCAUUCCGUCGACCACGAAGAAUAACUUACAAGGUGAAUUUUCUGAAGUCAAGCAUCAAGACUUGCAACGGGUUAUACAGGAAUACGAGGAUGUGUUCCAAGACCCCUCGUGUGUACCACCUAUGCGCGAAGUAGAUCAUUGCAUUACACUCAAAGAGGGCACCGAACCGAUUAACGUGCGCCCUACAGAUAUGCCCAUUUUCAGAAGGAAGAAACUGAAAGGCAGGUCCAAGAGAUGCUGGAUUCCGGGCAUAUUCGUGCUAGCACCAGUCCAUUUUCUUUGCCGGUACUUCUCGUAA
Molecule: messenger RNA, 1770 nt
Organism: Juglans microcarpa x Juglans regia
Lineage: Eukaryota; Viridiplantae; Streptophyta; Magnoliopsida; Fagales; Juglandaceae
Exons: 1
Coding region: 1-1770 (589 amino acids)
Source: RefSeq, a predicted model, not a curated record